Messenger RNA from Capsicum annuum, 531 nucleotides. RefSeq lists its product as uncharacterized. Lineage: Eukaryota; Viridiplantae; Streptophyta; Magnoliopsida; Solanales; Solanaceae. The transcript has 3 exons. The coding region runs from base 152 to 478 and encodes 108 amino acids. The record is from RefSeq and is a predicted model, not a curated record.
GAAUCCCCGAAGGGGUUUCUGAAGGAGUGGUGGAAUUUUUUCUAUGAUACAUACAUGUUUCAUAACGUGACCAAGAAUCCAAUACUGAGGUGUUGCCUAAACUUUUCCAAGUUAAGUUCAUCUAUUUCAAAGAAUAUUAUAAUCUAAAUGCAUGGUUUUUUUGAACUCUCAGGCAGCACACACUAUUGACAAUGUUGUAUCUAAUAUCCCCUCCGCUCUGCCAGCACUUUCUCCUCAUUCUACCAUGCUAUCGUUUGAGAACAAUAUAUCACCUAUGGUGCCGGCCUUCCACCUGAUGACACCUGACUAUGAGUUGAUGUAUGAUUUAAGCUUUGUUGAUAUGCAUCAUCCAACUCAGCUAGUGCCAUUUGAAACUAAUUUUAGCUACCCGAUGGAGCUGAUACCAGAUAUGCCUCAACAAUGGGAGGCAAGAGAUGAAGGAGAGGGGCUUGGUAUUUUCACCGAUCAAACUAUGUAGAUGGAACCAAAUUUCUCCGAUGCUCUUGCUACGGCUAUGCUUCCGAUGCCAAA